AUGGAUGUUAUCCCAGCAGAAAUAGCGAUCGAAAUAUUUUCUCGAGUACCAGCAGAAACAAUCUUAGAAUGCGAAAGUGUUUGUAAAACAUGGCAAAAUCUCUUAUCACUUGAUAAGAAGUUCAUUGACAUGCACUUUCGCCGUCAACAGGAUCUACUAGAUCAUCAUGAACAAAAGGUAAGUCUAGGUCUUAUUUUCUUAUGCAAGUCAAAAAACUUAAGCGGUCAUGAACUCUUCUACGGAGAAUAUGAUCAGACGAAUAACAAUAAUAAUAGUAAAGAGGAGUGUAGCAUUCCUAACACAGUUAGACUAAUCAAUCAUCCUCCCGUUCGAUCACAAAAGAAUUACAGCACACGUUUGCUAGUUGGUUCUUGCAAUGGUUUGAUUUGCUUAGCCGAACCUAGAAUGUAUGGCGUCAAGGAUCCAAUCCAUAUCUGUAAUCCCAUUACUAGAGAAUGUUCAAAUCUUCAAGGAUUUAACGAAACUAAUGACUACCAUCAUGUUACUUGUAUACAUAGUGGUUUUGGUUACAGUGCAGAAACCAACGAGUACAAGGUUGUUAGAAUCUUAUAUAGCUUUGGUGCUGGUACAGCAGAUCUACAAGUAUACACUCUUGCUGGUGGUAGUGGGUGGAGAAAAAAAGGGGUAGUCACCUACAUGUUAUCUGAAGAACAUGGUGUCUUUGUUAAUGGAGCUAUACAUUGGUUAGAUAUGAAUGAAGAAGACACGAUGAUAAUGGCCUUCAAUUUGUCAGACGAAGGUGGUGAUUGUUUAGAUAUAUGGACUUUUAAGAAAACAUCGUCAGGUACUACUACGUCCAUUACAGUUGGCAAUAACAAGUACGAGUCGUGGAGUUGGUGUAAAGAGUUCAGUAUCGACCUUGAAGGUUCAUCCUCUUGGGAUAACGUACCUGUUGCGUUCACAAAGACUGGUUUAUUAGUACUCUGGUAUGCAGACUUGUCGAUUGUCUCGGAGAAAGGGACAUUCUAUAGUUACAACCCGAAAACUGCAACUUGGUAA
Molecule: messenger RNA, 1020 nt
Organism: Papaver somniferum (opium poppy)
Lineage: Eukaryota; Viridiplantae; Streptophyta; Magnoliopsida; Ranunculales; Papaveraceae
Product: F-box protein At3g07870-like
Exons: 2
Coding region: 1-1020 (339 amino acids)
Molecular function (GO): protein binding
Source: RefSeq, a predicted model, not a curated record